AUGGGCAAUGAAAGAGCAGAUGCUCUGGCCAAGGAGGCCACAUUACAGAGUGAAAUAGCAUAUAACAAAAUACCAUUGUCCUAUAUUAAGAAAAUGCUUCGACAAGAAUCCAUACAGGAAUGGCAAGAGGAGUGGAGCUACAGUGAGAAGGGACGGCAUACCUUCUGGUUGCUUCCUAACAUUCAAGAAAGAAUACAUGAUCUAAACUGGCUCCCAAUAGAUCAUAUAAUGACACAACUGUUGACUAAUCACUGCAAUACUAAAGAAUACCUGAAUAGGAUCGGCAAACAUCAAGAUAUAUCUUGUGAAUGUGGAAAUGGAAACCACAGCUUGGAACACGUUAUAAAUGACUGUUCAAAAUACGACAUGGAUAGGAUGCAGCUACGGCUGUUAAUCACAGAAUGCCUGAAUACCACUGAAUUGGAUUUAUACAGAAUCAUUAGGACUAAAACAUUAGCCCAAGAUAUGAAAACCUUCACGCGCAAAGUUCUGUCGUGA
Molecule: messenger RNA, 498 nt
Organism: Centruroides sculpturatus (bark scorpion)
Lineage: Eukaryota; Metazoa; Arthropoda; Arachnida; Scorpiones; Buthidae
Exons: 1
Coding region: 1-498 (165 amino acids)
Source: RefSeq, a predicted model, not a curated record